Messenger RNA from Equus caballus (horse), 582 nucleotides. RefSeq names its product late cornified envelope protein 2A. Gene Ontology annotation, biological process: epidermis development. Lineage: Eukaryota; Metazoa; Chordata; Mammalia; Perissodactyla; Equidae. The record is from RefSeq and is a predicted model, not a curated record.
CAUCUGUUCUGACUCCUCAGGGACGAGUCUGUGCUCCUGCCUGGGAACAGGUUGAAAAGUCCCACCAAGAUGUCCUUCCAGCAGAACCAGCAGCAGUGCCAGCCCCCUCCCAAGUGCCCCCCAAAAUGCUCACCCAAGUGUCCUCCAAAGUGCCCGCCCCAGUGCCCAGCCCCGUGUCCCCCUCCAGUCUCCUCCUGCUGUGGCCCCAGCUCUGGGGGCUGCUGCAGCUCUGGGGGUGGCGGCUGCUGCCUGAGCCACCACAGGCCCCGUCUCUUCCACCGGCAGCGCAGGCACCAGAGCUCCGACUGCUGUGAGUAUGAGCCCUCGGGGGGCUCUGGCUGCUGCGGUGGCUCUGGGGGCUGCUGCUGACCGGGAGACUGGGCAUCACGAAGCAAUCCUAAGGGGAAACCUCAAGGCAAGGACCUGCUCUAGAGUUGCUUCUCCUACUCCCUCUUCUCUUUGUGGAACUGAUGGAGCCUAUGAAAUGACCUGUUUGUUCUCAUCACCCAAGUGUCCAUCCUGGAUCCUGAUCUUCCUUCCUCUUCUCCCUCAUACAACAAUAAAGCUCUGUUGCCUACUUAA